Ruditapes philippinarum (Manila clam) is the source of this 1700-nucleotide messenger RNA. RefSeq lists its product as uncharacterized. The transcript has 4 exons. The annotation marks the transcript as partial. The record is from RefSeq and is a predicted model, not a curated record. NCBI's taxonomy places the organism in Eukaryota, Metazoa, Mollusca, Bivalvia, Venerida, Veneridae.
UAUUCCAGCGCUAACAUUAGUUUCUUUUGAAACAAUACAACUAACAAUGUCAUUUAUAUUAGACAGUUCAGCAGAUAUAACGUCUCUGUAAUAAUCAACUUUUUCAUUAUCCCAUACAAUUUUUUCACAUAAUAUAGUAGAAUCUAUUAUUUGUAACAUUACAUUGUUCAUAACUAUUUACAUUUAAAUCAAUUUGGAUAGGACAAUGUGGUGAAAAAGAAUAUAAAUCAUAAUGUACUAUAAAAUUUGAAGCCAGGGGAAAUAAAUCCUCCGAGCAUAUAGCAUAGUCAAUUAAACUAUUAUCGUUCGCUGACAAAUAUGUGUAACUUCCGGUUCCGGCAUCAUCGCCAACUCUACAGCAGUGUUAUUCAGUUACUGGUGUUAAAUAUUUUAUACGUAUAUCUCGAUGUGAUACACUUUACGUGUUGAAUGAUAUAUAUAUAUUUAUACUGAUGUAUUUAGUUAGAUAAAGAUUACUCCAUAUGGAGUGUUGGAUUUAAAAUUGGAUAUGAAUUAAUUCCAAAUGAAACCAAAUGAGGUUAACCUCGGAGCUUAGUUUACAAGACAUGUCAGUGUAUAUAAUUCUUUAAGUUGGAAGACACAAAGUUUGCAAGUAAUGGCUUCUUAUAGCCCUAAACUUUUAGAAAAGAAAUACAAUAACUGGGUUAAAUCUCAAUUAGCAGUGUUGAUUACGAAAGAAGGUAUUGAACCUUUUGUUUGCAAUGAAAUCAAACAAUUCCAAUUGAAAUGCUUAGAUGAUAUAUGUUACCAAAAUGGACUAUUUAGUGGGACGUUGUGUUCGAAUUGCUGUACGGAAAAUGUUAUUAAAUGUCCAACAAAUAGAAUAUGUAAUGUUGGACGUGGAAGAUGCAGUUAUCAUCGAAAUGCUGCAACAAGGUAUAAUCCUGUCGGCUGCCCGAACAAGAUAUGCCAUAAUUUCACAACUGAGAUACAGAAUGCGCAUAGGUACGCUGGUCCAUCUUACAAAAACACUGAUGCUUCACAGUGGUGUAGUAGUUUCUGGGAAGUGGCGAAAUGCUUCAUGCCUCCAGAUGGGUAUAAAGAUAAAACAUCUACAGCAGAAACAGACUUCAAUGGUAUAAUCAGCGUUAUUCUCAAUUACAAAGGCUUCCAGGGGAAAAUACAUGAAAACCUGAACAAUAAGAAGAAUAUGUUUGAGGAGGCAAGAGAAAUUGGAAAAUCUGUGCGACAUUCUUCAACACUUGAAGUAGAGGAUACAGAUCUUCAGAAAUACUUCAAAUUAUUACAGAAAUUACUUUCUGAUCAAGUAUAUUUAGCUACAGACACGCAUGCGCAGAAUGCUAAAAAGAAACUGACAGAGUUAGAAAAUGACACUUUAGUCAUUGGUAAAGAUGAUGUAAGAAAAGUACUAGACGAUGUGGCAAAGGCAAUUCAAGACAAGAUGAAGGCUGGAUUAGACGAGCAAUAUGACAGAAUUAAACUAGAUAUGAUAAAAAGAAAACAAGAAGAUCUUCUAUCUCUUCAGUCACAAUUAAAAGAUGAAGCUGAUGCUUCUGUUAAAAGAAUGCAUGAAGAACGGGACAAAGAAGUUGGGAAAAUUCAUGAACAAGGAGAAAAAGAACGAGCAGACCUGGCUGGAUUAGGAGAGACGUUAUGCAAGAGACUUAAAACAGCAAAUAAAGACGAGAAAAAAAAGGAAUAUAUUGAUUCUAAACAAA